GAGUAGACAUCAGAAAGAGGAGUAGAGGCUCUGUAGAGCUAGAGGGUCAACACUCAACAGGGAAGGCGAGAUGCUGUGAAUGAAAUUAUUAAUCUUGAGUGGAUGUAGUUUGACGAAGAUGUCCCCCUCUAAAAAUGAAGCUUUCAAUAUUUUAGUUAUCCGAAUUCGUCUCUGGGAACACUCUCAUUGAUAGGUUCUUCCAUGGCGACUCAGGAAGAAACCCCGCCACAAGUAUUUAUCAAUUUUCGCGGAGCCGAGCUGAGCCAGAGCUUUGUCACUCACCUCACGAUAGCGUUGAAAAGGGACGGAGUCAAGGUCUGUGUAGGUGCUGAAAACCCUAUUUUCAAUGGGAUUGAAGAGUCGAGAAUCGCGCUUGUAAUCUUCUCUAAGAGGUAUACAGAAUCGAAAUGGUGCUUAGACGAGCUGGUGAAGAUCAAAGAACGAGUGGAGGAAGGCAAACUCUUGGCCAUUCCCGUUUUCUACAAGUUGAAUUCGGAUGAAUUCAAAGGGCUUGAAGGAGAUUUUGGUUUAAACUUGUUGAAGAGUAAUUCUGGGUAUGAUGAGCUCAAGAAAUGGAAGGAAGCUUUGGAUUUCAUUUUGCAAAAGCCUGGGUUUUUGUUUAGUGACGAGAGUAAUUUGGCCGCCAUUAUUCCACUCACUGUCAUGCAUGUCAAGCAAGAAAUCUGCCGUCUUUCAAUGGGUCAAACUGAAAAUUCACAUUUCUGGCUGAGCGAAAAACAGAAAGAUGCGUUUAUGGACAUUACUUUGGCAGUGAUGAUAUCCGAGGAUUUGAAAAGGGUGGAAGGUGAAACUGUUGGUGUUCUCUUGGAUGCAAAUUCUGAUGUAAAUCCAGACGAAGCUGAGAGUGUAGCAAAAUUUUCUCAAAGUUCAAGGGAUGAUGAUAUAAAUCUGAGGAAGGAUGACAAUUUCCUUGGUGAAGCAAACUCUGAUGCAACCUCUAAUAGAAGGCGUAUCGUUAGCAAGAGCUCUAUCCUGGUGACCGACGAUGAACACCCACCACUAAAUCAAGUAUUCGUCAAUUAUCUGAGAGCUGAGCUGCGUCAUGGCUUUGUAGCUCGCCUCAAUGUGGCUUUGAAAAGUGAAGAAGUCAACGUAUAUGAGGACACAGUUGAUGAUACUAGUAACAUUUUCAAGAGGAUUGAGGAGUCGUGGAUCGCACUUGUUGUCUUCACGAGCAAGUACACACAAUCAACAUGGUGCUUAUACGAGCUGGAGAAGAUCAAAGAACGAAUGGAUGAAGGCAAGCUUUUUGUCAUUCCAAUCUACUACAAGGUUAAGGAAUCGCAUGUAAGGGACCUGGCAGGCUCUUUCAAUAAUAUGUUUCAUCGGGAUAAACAUACCAUUAAAUGGAAGGAAGCUCUGAUGUCUGUAUUGGACAGGCCGGGUUUCGUGUUAGAUAACAGAAGUGAUGAGACCGAAUUUAUCACUAAUGUCGUUGUGUAUGUAAAGAAUGUAAUGACCCAGAUUUCACUGGAGCAUAUAGAAAAGUUAUAUGAGCGGCAGAGUGAGCAGCAAGGAGAUGCCUCUAUGAACUCUUCCAGAUCAGCUAAUCUGAGACUGACAGGGGUAGAUGGUGAAAGAGACGGCGUUCUAUGGGAUACAAAGUCAGAUGUAAAUCCAAAGAAAGCCGAGAUUGUUCAAGCUAAAGCAAAAUCAAGAAGAGGUGAUAGUCUGAAUCCAAGAAAGGAAGACACAUUCCUUGCUGAAGCAAACUUUGAUGCAACCUUUAAUUUACAGAAUAGUCUUGAGAACAAGCGAGUUGACUCAACCAUUGAAGAAAAAAAGCAAGAAAAUGUUAGAGAAAGCUCUACCAUGGUGAUGAACGACAAACCCCAGCCAGAGCAUAAAGUGUUCAUCAACUUCCGCAGAGCUGACCUGCGCCAUGGCUUUGUUGGCCACCUCGUGAAAGCCUUGAAUAUGGUUGGAUUCACCGUCUAUAUAGAUUUAGAUGAUACGAUGGGUAAAGAUCUUGGAAACCUUUUCAAGCGGAUCGAGGAGUCACAAAUUGCGCUUGUAAUCUUCUCCAGCAUGUACACUAAAUCUUCAUGUUGCUUAAAAGAGUUGGUUAAAAUUAAAGAGCUGAUGGACAAAGGUAAUCUCGUAGUCAUUCCAAUUUUCUAUAAGGUGGAGUCAUUGGAGGUUAAACAACUGAAGGGAGAUUUUGGUGUUAAUUUUUGGAAUUUGUGGAGGAUUAAUCGGAAUCACCAUAUCAUUAAAUGGAAGGAAGCUUUGGAGUCUGUUGCGUCUAUGGUGGGCAUCUAUUCGAAGGAGAACAGUUCUGAGAGCAAGUUCAUCGCUGUCACUGUCAAGAAAGUCCUAGAGAGAAUUUCUCUGCGGGAAGCAGAAAAUACUGAGUUGCCCACAGGAAAAGGAGGAAAGCAUGAAACAUAUCUUAACAAUCAGUACCUCUUUGGAAUAGAGAAACGAAUGGAGCAAUUAGAGAAGAAGUUAGAGUUUGAUUGCAAUGAAACUCGAAUUGUUGGAGUUGUUGGCAUGCCUGGUAUUGGUAAAACUACCCUUGCAGUGAUGCUGCAUGAAAAGUGGAACUGCAAGUUUUUACGUUGCCUUCCUUUUCUGGGUAUACGUAAGAAGUCAGAGGACUACGGGCCAGUGUGGCUACGAAAGACACUCCUGGAAGUGUUACUCGAGGGAAAGUUUCUUGUGAUAAGUAACAAGACAACACAUGAAUCCGUGAAGGACAAACUGCUUCAGUCUAAAGUUUUUAUUGUUCUCGAUGAUGUGAGUAAUAAGAAACAAUUAGAUUUUCUUCUCGGUGACCUUGACUGGAUUAAGAAGGGAAGCAAGAUUAUUAUUACAACGUGUGACAAGUCAUUGCUUGAAGGACUUUCUCAUGAUACUUACGAGGUUCCGGAAUUGAACUAUAGAGAGGCCUUUCAACUCUUUAGUCAUCAUGCCUUCGGUCUUCAAAUCUGUAGUCCCACCGGUGCCUUCUUGACGCUCUCUAGAAUGUUUGUGGAUUACGCUCGAGGACACCCAUUGGCUCUCAACUUACUAGGUAGGGAACUUCAUGGGAAAGACAAGGCUGACUGGGAGUUUGAAUUGGAAGCAUUGACAAAAAAUUCCAGUAUGAUGUUCCAAGAUGUCUGGAGAUUCUCUACUGAUCAACUUAAUGAGAGGCAGAAAGAUGUGUUUCUUGACAUAUUGUGUUUAUUCAAAUCAGAGGAUGAGUAUUUUGUUAGGAGUUUACUAGAUUCAGAAGAUCCUGACUCUGCUGAUGCUGUGAGUGAAGUAAAAGAUCUCGCCAACAAGUUCCUUAUUACAAUUUCUGGUGGUCGAGUAGAGAUUAAUGUUCUUCUGUAUGCGCUCAGUAAGGACCUUGGUUCCCCUCGAUUGCUUAGUAUGUGGAACUACAAAGAUAUCAUCAACAAACUAACGAAGAUGGAACUAUCAGAUGCUAAUAAUGUAAGAGGUAUUUUCUUUGACAUGUCAAAGUUAGCGAAGAGCAUCUACUUCGACAGUUCAACCUUCAUUAAUAUGUGUAAUCUUCGGUACCUGAAAAUAUACGAUCCUAGUUGUCCUCGUCAGUAUAAAGCGGACUCCAAAUUAAACUUCCCUGAUGGACUUGAAUUCCCCUUGAAAGCAGUCCGAUAUCUUUAUUGGGUGAAAUUCCCUUUAAAGGAACUUCCACCAGACAUAAGACCAGAAAAUCUUGUUGACCUUACGUUGCCAUUUAGCAUGAUUGAACGUGUUUGGGAAGGUGUUAAGGAUACACCACGAUUGAAGUGGGUAGAUCUGAGCCACUCCUGUUAUUUGCUCGACUUGUCGGCAUUAUCAAGAGCUGAGAAUCUUCAAAGAUUAAAUCUGGAAGGCUGCACCAGUUUGGAAGAGUUGCCGGUGGAAAUCCAGAAUAUGAAGUCUCUCGUUUUCAUGAACCUGAGAGGAUGCACACAUCUUUCAUAUCUUCCCAAGAUGAAUUUUAUAUCUCUUAAAACUCUCAUCCUUAGUGACUGCUCAAACCUCGAGGAAUUUCGGCUUAUCUCUGAAAGUUUAGAAGUACUACAUCUAGAUGGCACUGCAAUUAAGGGACUUCCUCUAGCCAUCAAAAAGCUCCAGAGACUUAUCUUAUUGAAUUUGAAGAACUGCACAAUGUUGGAGUGUCUACCCAACUGUUUAGGAGAGCUGAAAGCUCUUGAAGAGCUUAUACUUUCUGGUUGUUCAAGGCUUAAGAAUCUUUCAGAAUUAAGGGAAAACAUGAAACAUCUCCAGAGUUUACUUAUCAACAGGAUAGGAGCAAAAGAGAUGCCAAACAUAUCCUGUGCCAAUAUAUCAGAAGGCCAAACUUCUGCAGAUAUGGUCGUACAACCUUUUGGCCCAAGGCAAUGGCCACGUGGUGUUAAUGGAGUAUGCUCUCUGCGACGUCUAUGUUUAAGCGGAAAUGAUUUUGUCAGCCUGCAAACUGAUAUUGGGAAACUUUACAAUCUAAAUUGGCUGGACUUGAGGCACUGCAAAUUGCUGACCUCUAUACCUAUGCUUCCACCAAGACUUCAGUACUUUGAUGCUCAUGGCUGUGAUUCACUGGAAAGAGUUGCAAAUCCUCUGGCUCUUCCAGUGCUGUCGGAGCAGAUCCAUGCCACAUUCAAUUUUUCCAACUGUAACAAGUUGGAUGAAGAUGCUAAGGAUAGUAUCAUAUCUUAUACUCGGUGGAGAAGCGAGUUAGUUUUAGAUGCACUCUCUCGAUACAAUGUGGGUUCGGUUUUGGAAGAUUUCACUGGAUCUUGCUUACCUGGAUGGGAUAUACCAGCGUGGUUUAGUCACCAAGCCUCUGGGUCAGUGUUAAAGCAAAAACUUCCUCAACAUUGGUGUGACAACCAGUUUACUGGGAUAGCUCUGUGCGCUGUUAUCCUAUUUCCUGACUACCACAAGCAGAGGAACCGUCUCUUAGUAAAAUGUAAUUGUGUGUUCAAUUACAAAGACAGGUCUCAUAACCGUUUUAUUAACACUAUUGGCAGUUGGAGGGAACCAAGUAACACACCGGGGAAGAUUGAGUCGUCUCAUAUCUUUGUUGGCUAUACCAGUACGUUGGAUAUCAAGAAAUAUGGUGGGGAAGAAGAUGAAGAGGGAUGUAGUCAAACUGAGGUUUCUUUUGAAUUUCAAGUGACAGAUGGUACAGAUGUGUUAAAAGGUUGCAAGGUGCUGAAGUGUGGCUUUAGUUUGGUUUAUGCAACCAAUGGAAGGGAGAAUAUAAGGUGGGAUGCAGAGACUGUUGAAAUUCCAGAAAGGAUUGAGAACGUCCUAGGUAAAGCAAUAUCUUAUGGAAACUCUGGAAGUCAUGUUGAUACCCAAUAUGAAUCUUACUCUGGUCCAUGUUCGGGAAAGGAUGCAAAUUUCUUAUAUGAAGCAAAAUCUGACGCUAACCCAAAUGUAGGGAAGAGUUUUGAAAACAAGGAAGUUGACCUUCCAAAUGAAGAAGAAGACGCAGGAAGAGAAAUCAUUGUAAGCUCUUAUCGUGACAACACAUCUUCAGGAAGUUUAGAGAAGCUUAAAAUGCAUUCUUUUGUUGGAGUUGAACUACGACUCAAGCAAAUGGAAAAGGCCUUGUUUUCGACACCAGGAAAAACACAUAUUCUUGGAGUUGUUGGAAUGCCCGGCUUUGGUAAAACAACUCUUGCAAGAGUUUUGUUUGAAAAGCGUGGGUGUAAGUUUCCAAGGCACUUGUUUUUAACAGUGUCAAAAAAAUACAGCCUGGAGCAGUUGAGGAGGGUAUUCCUGAAGGAGUUACUCAAACACGUAAAUCAAGACAUGGAUGACGAAACGACUCAUGAAUCGGUCAAGGAUAAACUGCGUCAGGCCAAAAGUUUUGUUGUUCUCGAUGACGUGAGUGACAAGAAGCAAUUAGAGUUUCUCCUUGGCAACCUUGACUGGAUUAAGAAGGGAAGCAAGAUUGUGAUUACAACGCGUGACAAGUCAUUGCUAGAUGGAUUGGCUCAUAAUACUUGUGUGGUCCAACAAUUGAACAACAGAGAAGGCUUUCAACUCUUUACUUAUCAUGCCUUCUAUAAUCAAAUGUAUCUCUCAGAAACCUUCCUGUCACUGUCCAGAAUAUUCGUGGAUAAUGUUCCAGGUAACCCACGGGAUCUCAAGCAACUGGGAAGCGACCUAUGUGGAAAAGAUGAAGCCUACUGGCAACAUGAACUGCAAAGAGUGAAACAAAAUUUUAGUAUUGAGAUGAGAGAUGUGUGGACAUUCUCUAUUGACCAACUUAAUGAGCGACAGAGAGAUGUAUUUCUCGACAUAGUACAUUUUUUCAAAUCAGAAGACGAAAAUUUUGUUAAAAGUUUACUGGAUUCAGGAAAUCCUGAAGCUGUGAGUGAAGUAAGAGAUCUUGCUGACAAGUUCCUCAUUACAAUUUCUGAUGGGCGAGUAGAGAUGCAUGAUCAACUGUAUACAUUGGGUAAGGACCUUGGUUCUCCCGGGCAGCAUAGGCUGUGCAACGACAAAGAUAUCAUCAACAAGGUGACAAAAAUGAAACAAGCGGAGGCUAAUAACGUGAGAGGUAUUUUCUUAGACAUGUCACAAAUAAGGGAGAGUAUUGCCUUGGAACGUAUGACCUUCACCGAUAUGCGAAACCUUCUAUACCUCAAGAUAUAUGAUUCUUAUUGUCCUCGGAAAUGUAAAGCUGACUGCAACUUAUAUUUCCCGGAUGGGCUUGAGUUCCACAUGGAAGAGGUUCGAUAUCUCCAUUGGGUGAAAUUCCCGUUGCAGGAACUUCCACCAGACUUCAGACCCGAGAAUCUUGUAGACCUGAGGCUGCCUUAUAGCAAGAUAGAACGUGUUUGGGAAGGUCUUAAGGAUACACCACGGUUGAAGUGGGUUGAUUUAAGGCACUCAAGUAAGUUGCUCGACUUGUCAGCAUUGUCAAAGGCUGAAAAUCUUCAAAGAUUAAAUCUGGAAGGCUGCACGAGUUUGGAUGAGCUGCCGUUGGAGAUACAAAAUAUGAAGUCUCUUAUUUUCCUGAACCUGAGAGGAUGCACAAGUCUUUGCUAUCUUCCAAAGAUGAAUUUAAUCUCUCUAAAAACUCUCAUCCUCAGUGACUGCUCAAACCUAAAGGAAUUUCAGUUAAUUUCUGAGCGUGUAGAAUUUCUGCAUUUGGAUGGCACAGCGAUUGAAGGACUUCCUCCAGCUAUACAGAACCUCCAGAGACUUGUCAUGUUGAAUUUGAAAAACUGCACAAUGCUGGAGACUCUUCCCAACUGUUUGGGAAAGCUGAAAUUUCUUGACGAGCUAGUACUCUCUGGUUGUUCAAGGCUUAAGAGUCUUCCAGAUGUCAGGCAUAGCUUAAAACAUCUUCAGAUUUUACUUCUUGAUGGCACAGGAGCAAAUGAGAUGCCAAGUAUGUCGUGCUUUACUGGAUCCGAAGGCCCAGCUUCUGCUGAUAUUUCCUUACAACCUUUUCCGUUAUAUUCCACCAUGAGAGAAUAUGCAUGUGGUGUAAAUGGAUUAUCCUCACUACGACGUUUAUGUUUGAGUGGAAAUGAUUUUGUCACCCUGCAACAUGACAUUGGGAAACUAUAUAAUCUGAACUGCCUUGACGUGAAGCAGUGCAAAAAGCUGAAAUUUGUUCCAACGCUUCCACCAAGACUUCAAUACUUUGAUGCCCAUGGAUGUGAUUCGUUGGAAAGAGUUGCAAAUCCUCUAGCCCUUCCGGUGCUGUCUGGGCAGAAAUAUGCAAAAUUCAAUUUUUCCAACUGCGAUAAGUUGGAUCAAGACGCAAAAGAUAGUAUCAUAUCCUAUACUCGGUGGAGAAGCCAGUUAAUGCUAGAUGAACUCACUCGUUACGAUGAGAGUUCUGUCUUGGAAGCUUUUACUGGAACUUGCUUUCCUGGUUGGGAAGUGCCGGCAUGGUUCAGUCAUCGAGCUUUUGGACUGGUGUUAAAGCCAAAGCUGCCUCUACACUGGAGCGACAACAAGUUUACAGGAAUAGCUCUGUGCGCUGUUAUCUCAUUUCAAGGCUAUCAUGAGAGGAACCGUCUCUUAGUGAAAUGUAAAAGUGUGUUUAAUAAUGAAGAUGGGUCUUGUAUCCGCUUAAGUUCCACUGUUGGCAGUUGGAGCCCAUCAAAUAACACGCCAGGGAAGAUUGAAACAUGUCAUAUCUUUAUUGGCUAUAUUAGUAUAUUGGAUAUCAAGAAACUGGGAGAGGAAGAUAAAGAAAGAUGUAGUCACAGUGAUGCUUUGUUUGAAUUUCAAGUGACAGAUGGUACAGAAGUGUUAGAAGGUUGCGAGGUGCUGAAGUGUGGCUUUAGUUUGGUCUAUCUGACGGAUGAAUUGCGGGUUAAAUCUGGUGUACGUGGAGCCCCUCUUGAAGCUAAUCACUGCAGAGAUUAUUCAAAAAACGUGGCUAUCUUGGAAACUGAAGCAGCAGAAAGAUCUUCUGACGGUGGGGACAAGGUACUUGAACUGCCAAAUAAAAUGAUAGCACUUGAAGUCGCUUCAAGUUCCGAACCACCUAUUGCUAAGUCUCGUUUUUCCUGGACUAAAUAUAGAACCGUAUCAAACAAUUCAGAAAGAGAGAGACACAUUCGAGCGUUAGAGGUCGACGCCCAGUUGUCUGAGGAGCCUCAACAUCACAUCGACGACAUUAUUCCCAUGGUUGCAUCGUCUUCUGAAGCUGGAAUCCGACAAAGCCACCCUCAGGUUUUCGUCAGUUAUCAUGGAGCUGAGCUGCACAGGACCUUUGUCAGACAUCUUGUGAGUACUUUGACAGAUGCAAGGGUCAGCGUUUUCACAGACAACGACAAGGGGAAUGGGACAAAACAACUGAUACAACUCUACCAGAGAAUAGAGGAGUCUAAGAUUGCACUCGCCAUCUUCUCCAAGAGGUAUGUAGAGUCAAAUAUAUGCUUAAACGAGCUUGUGAUGAUGGACGAGCUCGCGAAGGAAGGAAAACUCUUGGUGAUCCCCAUUUUCUACAAUGUGAGAUCAAGUGACGUGAGAAGCCUCAAGGGAGAAUUUGGCCAACAUUUCAAGGAAAUGAGAGAGAGGUACAAGGACGAACUUGAGAAAGUACGGAAGUGGGAAGCUUCUGUGAAGUCAAUUGCAAAGACAAUCGGCAUACACUCGGAAGUUCACGGCGAAGAUGCCUCUCUUGUUGAAGCAACUGUUGAAGCAGUUCAGAGAGCGCUAACCAAAAUUUCUGAAGGAAGUCUUAAGUAUCUGGGAAGUGUUAAUACGCCAACUGACCAUGUUUUCGCCCUUUUUGUGACUUUUCUUUCCUGUCUCAUCAUGUCUCCUCUACUUUUCAUUGAGGCAUAUUCUAUUUCGAGUGUUAUGUGGUUAGUGAAUGUUCUGGUUAUGGUGGUUGUUGUUGUGGUCCUUUACCAGAAAAUUUGCAGAUGGAGAGACCACAAGACACAAUCGUCUGCAACCAUAUCACCACCACCUUAAGCAAAGUCAGAUAGCAGCAUAUUUAGGAAAUGGUUUGGUGCGUGGCCCAUCUCUGCUAUGUUUGUUUUGCUUACUACAUUUGGAAUAAUUACUACUUGUACUACUUCUGCUCGUCCGGGGAAUUCUGCUAGAGACAUUUUCUUGGACCUGAAACUCUUUGAUUUUGAAGUUGUAUGAACAUAUUUAUUCAUCAGUUUCUUUGUUAUGCUGCCUACUAACGCCAUGGGGCAUUCUUCAACUA
Camelina sativa (false flax) is the source of this 9664-nucleotide messenger RNA. Lineage: Eukaryota; Viridiplantae; Streptophyta; Magnoliopsida; Brassicales; Brassicaceae. The record is from RefSeq and is a predicted model, not a curated record.